AUGUCACUCUCUUUACCAAACGCCUGCGUUCCUGGAACGUUCAGCCCAUCUGUUUUUGGUGCCAAUAUCUCAUCUGUCCAAGCGAACUUGGUUUCCAACUAUAGUAGCUUCGCCAUUGAUUACUUCCGCUACACCGCACCAUCCGUCCAGGUGGAAAAUGCCACAUUUUGCAACGUCACAGUCACGUACACCCACCCUGGUCAGAAUGACACGGUCAUUACUGAGGCCUGGCUUCCACUCAACUGGAACGAGCGAUUCAUGGCGGCUGGUGGAGGAGGAUGGACUGCCGGUCGUUUCUUUCUGUCCUACAGCAAUAUGGACGGUGCAAUCGCGGAUGGGUAUGCUACCGUAACUACCGAUGCCGGCUUGGGAAAUAGUUCGACACCCGAAACCUGGGCUUUGCGGAGCCCCGGUGUUGUCGAUCUCUUCAAGUACCAGAAUAUGGGUUCUGUUGCUCUCAACGACGAGGCAAUUAUCGCCAAGUCCCUUAUUAAGAGCUUUUAUGGUAAAGACCCAAAGUAUUCCUAUUGGAACGGUUGCUCUCAUGGUGGCCGGCAGGGCAUGAUGAUGGCUCAACGGUUUCCAAGUGUUUAUGAUGGUAUUGCUGCUGGCGCGCCGGCAAUCCACUGGAACGAACUCGCGUCAUACGCUGGGUGGGCAUACCAAAUCAUGAGCGAAAUCAAGGAAUACCCCUAUCCUUGCGAAGUAGAUGCGAUCACUGCGGCUGCUGUCUCCGCUUGCGACUCUCUAGACGGCGUCACUGAUGGUAUCAUUGCUGAAGCUGAGGAAUGCCUGGUUCGGUUCGACCCGUUUUCCGUGGUAGGGAAAACAACUGCCUGUGCACAGCUUAACGGCACGGAGAAGGCGAUCAGUAAAACGGCAGCCAUCGUGGUUAAUGCAACUUGGCAUGGUAUGACCACCGAGGAUGGGCAGCAGGUAUACCACGGCCUUUUGCCCGGAGCAGACUUGACUGGGAACGGCAAGAACUCGCUGGGCCAAGGUGGACUGGCGGCCACAUUGUGCAAUGAGAGUGGAUGUGGUGUGGGAGCGGGCAAAGGUUCGAUUUUCUUCAGGCUAUUUGUAGAGAAGAACGCCGAAGCCGAUGUCUCCAACAUUACCCGUGCUCAAUUUGAUGAUUUCGUACAUUCGGCUCGUCAACAGUACGACUCCUUCAUGGAGACUGCGGAUCCGGACUUGAGAAGAUUUCAGGAGGCUGGGGGCAAGUUGCUUACCUUCCAUGGAUUGGCUGACAGCAGUAUUCCUUCGAGGGCUACCAAAGAAUAUUACAACGCUGUCACUGGGGUAAUUCCCAAUAUCCAUGAUUUUUACAGAUACUACGAGGUACCUGGCCUUGGUCAUUGCUUUGGUGGUGUCAGUGGGCAACCGGACAGUCUUUUCCAACAGCUACGAAACUGGGUCGAGAAUGGCACUGCACCGGAAAGCACUCCUGUUAAGGUGACAGUCGGUGAAAAUGAAGUUCACAACCGCAUCCUAUGCCCAUAUCCGCAGAAGGCCCAGUUCAGUACCAAGUGCGGCAACGCAUCCGUGGCGGACUGCUGGGCUUGUGCCAAGCCUAGUGGCUCUAACAGUUUAAAAAACACUGCCUCUAGCAGCAUCAAGGCCACACAGCUCAGGUUAGUUUAG
Molecule: messenger RNA, 1644 nt
Organism: Colletotrichum truncatum
Lineage: Eukaryota; Fungi; Ascomycota; Sordariomycetes; Glomerellales; Glomerellaceae
Source: RefSeq, a predicted model, not a curated record